Molecule: messenger RNA, 1278 nt
Organism: Agrilus planipennis (emerald ash borer)
Lineage: Eukaryota; Metazoa; Arthropoda; Insecta; Coleoptera; Buprestidae
Exons: 5
Coding region: 185-817 (210 amino acids)
Source: RefSeq, a predicted model, not a curated record
UCUUUAAAAACAAAAAUUAUUUUAAAAUGGCCGUAGUCGAAAAAGCACUUUAAGGGAUUAGCUGCAUUAGGACUGAAGAGCUAUUUAAUUACUGUUUAGUUGUUUAAUUACAAAUAACCGAAAAAGAAUUCAACAUUUGUUAUGCAUCUAUUUGCUCAGUAAAUUUUCAAGGAAGUUGAGAACAAUGAGUUUUUUGGAGUCAAAUUACUCAGAAAACGAAGAUGAUCCACAAGUCUAUGAAAGUUCUGGAGAUGAAUGGAACAGCUCUACAGAGAAAAAGAGAAAUUUUCGAAGAACCUCCCAGAGGCUAUCUAAGAAGCCAAGACUAGUACAUGUGGAUUCAAGUGAAAGUGAUCUUGAAGAAGAGGAAGAAGAAGUAGAAAUAGAUGUAAAGCCUAAAAAGAAUGGUGUUAAUAAGCGACAAAAAGUCACUGUUAAAACUGAAGCAGAUUCUCCUGUAAAUGAAACUUCAUCUGUUAUUAAAAAAGAGAGCCCUGCAAAAGUGAAACUUGUUAGCACUAAUUUUGUUAAUGGAGGCUUUUUAAUUUUGAAAAAAGAUGCCCAAUCUGGUGAUCCCAGUAAACGUCCAUGUUUAUGGAGAAUUGAUGGAAAGGCAUUACUUCAAAAAUAUGAGCCCUUCGAAGAAGAUGGAAAAAUUAAACAUAAAAAUACUUCCAUUUACACUGGAUGGUCAGCUUUAGAUAAAGACUUAUAUCACCCAGUCAUGGUCAAAGUAUUGCACCAUCAAGGACAAAAUAUGGUAAUUGAAACUGAUUGGGAUGAAAUUAAAAGUAUCGUUCAAUUUGAUAGUGAUUAGAAUUAAAGGUUUUUAAAAUUCAUCUAAACCUCCUCAGCUUCUUAAAUGUUUAAUUACUUUUUAUAAAAGUUUUUCAUCGGCAAAAUCUAUUCUGGCAGUUAUAAAAAGUUAUGACUAUUAUUGUGUAAACGAACUUGACACAAAAAAGUACAUUUGGUUGAUUCUUAAAAAGUGUACAUUUUAAAAAGGACUUUUGGAUAGUUAAGAGUUAUUUACUUGAUGUUUUAUUAUUUGUAGUUUAUUUUGCAAUAUAUAUAUAUAUAUAUAUUAUUCUCAUUAGUAGUCAUCAUAUCCUACAAAUAAGCUUGGCAAAACUUGUCUGUUUAUUAAUUAAUUAUUACUAAAUAUUCUUUAUAAUACAAGAGCAUGUCGAAUCUGUACUCUGUAUGGAUAUUAAGCAAGAUAUUUGAAUAAUUUUGGAAUGAUUCAGAAUUAUCAGGAAAUACACUUUUUCUCUUUAA